Messenger RNA from Tachyglossus aculeatus (Australian echidna), 3012 nucleotides. RefSeq names its product HEAT repeat containing 3 (gene HEATR3). The transcript is spliced from 15 exons. NCBI's taxonomy places the organism in Eukaryota, Metazoa, Chordata, Mammalia, Monotremata, Tachyglossidae. The record is from RefSeq and is a predicted model, not a curated record. Bases 14 to 2068 code for a protein of 684 amino acids. Gene Ontology annotation, biological process: protein import into nucleus; ribosomal large subunit biogenesis.
CGCCCCGGCCGCCAUGGGCAAGAGCCGAACGAAGCGGUUCCGGCGGCCGCAAUUCUCCCCCACGGGCGAGUGCGCGGCGGCGGCGGCCGGAGAGCGGGAGGCUCCGGCCGAGGACGGCCAGGAAGACGCGCCGGCGGACGAGCUGCUGGACAAGCUGCAGCACCCGAGCGCCGAGGUCCGGGAGUGCGCCUGCGCGGGCCUGUCUCGGCUGGUGCAGCAGCGUCCCGCGCUCCCGGCCCUGACCCGGCGGGACGCAGUGCGCAGGCUCGGGCCCCUGCUGCUCGACCCCGGACUGCGCGUCCGCGAGACCGCCGCCGGCGCGCUACGAAACCUCAGUGCCUGCGGAGGGUUUGAAGUUUGUGAUGAUAUGGUUACCAAGGACAUUAUGACCCCCCUUAUUGCACUUUUAAAAGAGUGUAGUAUCGGACUGGAUUCCAAUGGCGUAUCUUCACAGAACAAUAAAGAUUUAAACAAAAAUUACAUCGAAGACAUAGCUAAUGAGGCUGUGAACGUGCUUUGGAACGUAUGUGAAUGCAGUAGCCGAGCAGUGUCUAUAUUCAACAAGGAAGGGUGUUUGGAGCAUCUAAUUAAAUUCUUAAGUAGGUUUUCCACCAAUGUUGAGUUGGCCAUUUCUGUAGCAUAUUGUUUACAGGCAGUAACAGAAGACAAUCCAGAGCUCCUGAAGUCUUUCACUGUUUCAGCACUGCAGGUGCUUGAAUCAGCAAUGCUCGAUCCCGACAGUUCAAUGGAGCAUAUUCUGCUGAAAACAUUGGUGGCAGGUACCGUUUGGAAUUUGAAGGACAUCGUUCCGUCCAGGAGUCAAGCAGACACCAUAAAUGCCCUUUUGAAGACUUUUUCUGACGUUUUGGAGAUAGAUGCUGGUGAAACAGUUAUUAAGAUGAAGAAAGCUGAAACAGAAAGGUUAAAAGCUGCUGCAGAGGGUGAAGCAGAGGAGGAGAAGGUUGAGGACAUGAAUGAGUCUGCUUUGAAUAAUGAUGAUGAAAUGGAAGAGAUUCCCCACAAAAGAAAAGUCAGAAGGAAAACCUUCAUUUCAGAUCUACUGCCACCCACUGACACGGAAGUGAAACAGACAGUAGCCUUACUGGCCGCUCAGCAGACUACCCUGGAGAUCAUCGUCAACAUGUGUUGUAGCGAAGAUUCUUCGGAUGACGAAUGGGAAGAGCUCUCCAGCAGUGACGAAAGCGAUGCCGUUAUGGAGAAUUCCUUCAGUGAGUGCGGUGGGCAGCUCAUGUCCCCACUUUGCCUGUCCGCUGAGGUGCUCUCUGCUCUAACCAACUCCCUCAUUCCAAAGAAGAUUUUUGAGAAAACUGCUUUUCUGAACAGCGAAGCAGUUGACAUCUGUUCCAGCAGCCCUGCAUGGAAGCCAUUGAUUAGAAAGAUGAACACGGUACAGUGUAGAGCGCUUACGUGCCUUCAGAGUAUUGUGUCUGUGUUGGAUGCGGAUUGUCUCGGAGGGGCCCCAGCUCUGCAGACACUUGCUCAGCAUUUGUCCCAACUCCUUUUUUCUCAGCCAGGUUUUACUAAAAACACUGAAUUCCUAGAAGCCAUAAGCAGCGCUUUGAGGGCUCUUUUGCAGACGAUGGCAUCAAAGAACAUUUCUCAGUGCAUGACUCCUGAACAGCUGAUGACCCUCUGUGAAGCUGGUAUUCAGAAUAGCAAUAUCGGUGUUAGAGUAAAUGUUGUCAGUAUCCUAGGAAUCACUGGCAGUGUCCUAUCAAAAGAAGAUGGAACAGCUGAAACCCUCCAGACUAUUGGAAAACUGCUUCUUGAAGUUGCCACCAAAGAUUCUUCUCUCGUGGUGACUGGAGAAGCUCUCGAUGCCCUCUUUGAUGUUUUUGCGGAUGGGAAAGAGGCUGAAAAAGCAGCAUUCCAGAUUAAAUUGCUUUCUGCUCUGAAAGCCUUCCAACCGGUUUUCAAAAUGAAGAUGCGAAAAGAAGGAAGAGGAAAAUACAGUACGGAUCAAUUAUGUGUUCUUGAUAAUGUGAAAAUGAAUUUAAGAAGAUUUAUUGUGUACCAGGAGACUGUAGAAAAAAGACUGACUUCUUGAAAAACCCAAGAACUGACUUGAAUCUUUAAUUUGCCUUGUUAGUUUCCACAAUAUGUAUUAUAUUAGAAAACCAGGGGUUUCGCUUAGACUUCAACAUUGCCUCAUUCUGGAAAUGAAGCUUGUUUGAACUGGGUUCUGCUUAUUAAAAAGUCAGUGUUAAUUUAGUGUUUACUAAAUAUUAGAAAUGUACAGGGAUGUAUUUUUGUAGCCUUGGGAUCUAUGAGUGAAUUUCACUACCACUUUGAAAGCUUCUUCUGCCUUGAUAAAAAAAAAUUCAAUUAUAAUUCCAUAGGAAAAUACAAUAUAAUCUCAGGUGGCUCAUAAAUCACAAAAUGAUCUUGCUUUCUAGGUGAAUUUUAUAAAAAGGAACCAAAGCAGAGUUUAGAAAUGCAAAAAAAUUAAUAUUACUUCCUGUUGGCUUGAAUUGAAAAUGGAAAGAAAGUUUCUAAACCAAAGACGUUGGCCCAGAAAAUAGGAUAGAUAUUGUUACUAUGUUCUUUUUAACAGAAUAAUUUGGGUUCAUAAAUUCGUUGCAGUGACAAUAAUCAUGAAGUUCUGCUAAGGAGGAACCUGCAGAGAUGAUUAACUGUAAUAUUCUAAAUUCAGCUGUUUCCCUUAAUGUGAUUUGGUCACAAAUAAGGAAUGGAAUGUUAUAGAGAAUAUACCCUUUUUUAUUGAAAUUAUGUUCAGGGUUUUCUAACGGCUUUGAUAAUGCUGGUCUCUGGAGAAAGCAGUUAAGGUUUAUAAAAUACAUUCAAAAUAUGUAUUCACUGUCAUUUGCUAGUUUUAUAGCUAUACAGUGUGACCUAAUUCUGUCAUCUUUGUUUUCUUUUUAAAUAGAACUUCUCAGUAUGCAGUUCUUUCAUGUAUGGUUUGGGAUAAAAUGUGUAAUGGUUAACCAGCCUGGAUAUCAAUCAGACUCAAUAAAGAUUUAUGAGAGAGAA